Messenger RNA from Acaulospora morrowiae, 685 nucleotides. NCBI's taxonomy places the organism in Eukaryota, Fungi, Glomeromycota, Glomeromycetes, Diversisporales, Acaulosporaceae. The record is from the annotation of a GenBank genome assembly.
GGUUACGUUAGCGGGAGUUGUGUCAAAUUGGUAUUUCUAUAGACAUGAACCCGAACAUGAUACUUCGAAAGAUAUCGCAUCACUCUCUCUUUCCAGAGCCACGACCAACUCAUUAGGAACAAUAUGUCUUGGUUCUCUUAUCCUUUCAACCAUUGAAUUCUUACAAUGGACUAACUAUCUUCUGAGAAAAAUUACUAAGGGGAAUACCUCUUUUUGUUGUCUAUCUGCUUGGUUAUCAUUUAUUGAUGGCAUAAUAGGCAACUUGAACAAUUAUGCAUUGAUCUACGCUGGAAUAUCAGGAGAAGGUUUUUAUACUUCAGCAAUUAUGGCAACAAAAUUAUUUCACAGAAAUCUCAUUCCUGGACUGGAAAAUGAACUAACAUUACCACAUAUUACUCGUUUAGAUGUUGUUACAAAAAUUGUAUUGUAUAUUGGUUCUAUAAUAGUGGCCCUUUUAUGCGGUUUUGCUACUUUUAUUUAUGCCGUACAUUCACUUCAAUCAUCAUAUGGAUACGUCGCUGGUAUAUUUGCAGCCAUAAUUCCGUACUAUAUUUCACAGUUUUAUACACAUCUCAUGAUGAACACGGUGGAUGCUGCAUUCUUGUGUUACGCCAUAGAUUUUGAUAUGAACAAAAAUCAUUGUAACAAAGCACACGAAGCAUUUUAUAAUUUUAAUAUUCAAUAA